Acipenser ruthenus (sterlet) is the source of this 867-nucleotide messenger RNA. RefSeq names its product transcription factor HES-3-like. Gene Ontology annotation, cellular component: nucleus. Gene Ontology annotation, molecular function: protein dimerization activity; RNA polymerase II cis-regulatory region sequence-specific DNA binding; DNA-binding transcription factor activity, RNA polymerase II-specific. Gene Ontology annotation, biological process: regulation of neurogenesis; anterior/posterior pattern specification; regulation of transcription by RNA polymerase II. The transcript is spliced from 4 exons. NCBI's taxonomy places the organism in Eukaryota, Metazoa, Chordata, Actinopteri, Acipenseriformes, Acipenseridae. The coding region runs from base 50 to 754 and encodes 234 amino acids. The record is from RefSeq and is a predicted model, not a curated record.
UACGACACGCGCUUCUCUGAGAAUAGUGGAUUUAAACCCAAACUGCAAUAUGGGAGCAGCAGAAAAAAAACAGACGUUAAAUGGUAAAAAGGUUUCCAAACCAAUAAUGGAAAAGAAAAGACGAGACAGAAUUAACGAAUGUCUACAGCAACUGAAACACCUCCUGGAAAGCUCUUAUACUAAUAAUAUCCGAAAACGUAAACUCGAGAAAGCUGAUAUUCUGGAAUUAACAGUGAAACACCUAAGGGAUCUCCAGAACUCCCAACAAGGUUCCACGGGGAACAAUGGGAAAUGUACCGAGUACCAGGCCGGGUUCAGAAAUUGCUUGAAUGGCGUAAGCAAGUACCUUUUGACGUCAGACAAUUCCAGCGGGAGCGUCCGAUUACUGAACCACCUGACAAACAACGUCCCGGACGCUUGCGGAAUCCCUCGCAGCUUCAGCACCUUGGACAGCGGCGCCGCGCAGCACGUCACCGCACCACGCUCAGCGUCGAACUUCCUGCAGCAACAACACUCCAAGCCAGCUGCAAACCCAUUCGCUACGUUUUGCAAACCUCACACUGUCGAAUUGCCCUGUACCUCCGACAAAGCUAUCUCCAGUACAAGUGUAUCAAACGAAACCAUAUUCGUAGCACAGAAUCCCAAGCAAAGGGAACAGGCCGGGAACUUUCCUCGCGUUUCAGGACAGUCUAAGCAAAAUAAUGCCACGUAUAAUGUUUGCUCUGCCCCUUUGAAUUUUUGGCGACCCUGGUGAAAUGUAUACUCAGUAUAUUUCUUGUAUGAUCAUUAUCUGUAGCGUGCCUCGUGUAACUAAUGUUUAAAGGUGGCGAUUUUUGCAUUGAAUAUUGUUGUAUAUUUUGUAUGAUA